CAGCAUUCGCAAUUCGCGGUUUCCCUGGAACCACUUAUGGCGCCUUCUUUAAAUUAUUGAAUCUGGCUAGGGUUUCACUCUCUCACUCCCUCUCGCGACUUUUCACUCCCACUCGAUCCAAUUCGCUAGGGUUCCAUCUUCUCGAUCCCUAAUUUCUCCCCCAAACGCAAGAAAGAGAGAAAGAAACGACAAUGGCCGUGGCUCUGACGCCGGGGGCGAUAACCACGAUGUGCAGCGGCAAUUGCACCGAGGAGUUGAAGCCGGUGCUGCAGGUUUUGGAGUUGAAGCUGGUGCAGUCGCAGCAAAACAGCACCACUGAGAGGUACCGUUUGGUUCUCUCCGACGGUUCCUUUUACCAGCAAGGGAUGCUCGCCACGCAGAAGAACGACUUGGUUCAUUCCCAAAGGUUGCAGAAAGGCUCCGUUGUUAGACUCACUCAGUUCAUCUGCAACGUUGUCCAGAACCGCAAGAUUAUCAUCAUCGUCGACCUAGAUGUUUUAAUGGACAAAUGUGAGGUGAUUGGAGAUCCUGUCGCUGCACCAAGAGGCACACCUGCAGAACCUGCCGCUGGUCAAUCUGGACUCACCUCUGGGAAUUCACAAUCUUUAAAUAGCAGUUCACAUGCAGGUGGCAUGGCUGCUAGGCCAAAUGUUGCUGGGCCAUCUCUGGAUCAUCCAAAAGUGAAUUCUCCUGCCAGUAGUUAUGUUAGUAAUUCUUACCCUGGAUCUAGUUAUGCUAGUAAUGCCCCUGCUACGCACCAUAAAGUAGAGGCUGGAGAAAGUUUGUCCAGAACAGCAUCAUUCAGUGGGUCUUAUGGUGAUCAGAACACAAGUUUCCGCAAUCCCCAAUCUGAGGCUUCUAGGCCUUUGCAAAACUCUUAUUCUCGUCCACCUCAGCCUAUGUACCGGCAGCCAUCUCCAAUGUACACUAACAGAGGGCCAAUUGGAAGAAGUGAUGCUCCCCCCAGGAUAAUUCCGAUAGCGGCAUUGAAUCCAUACCAGAAUAUGUGGACAAUUAAAGCCAGGGUAACAGCUAAGCAAGAAAUCAGGCACUAUAACAAUGCCCGAGGUGAAGGCAAGGUGUUUUCUUUUGACCUUCUGGAUUCUGACGGUGGAGAAAUUCAAGCAACUUGCUUCAAUACUGUGGCUGAUCAGUUCUAUAAUUUAAUUGAAGUUGGCAAGGUGUAUCUAGUUUCCAGGGGAAGCAUAAAAGCAGCUCAGAAGAAUUUUAAUCACCUUCGCAAUGAUCAAGUCCUAACCCUUGAUUUGUCAUCAACUAUACAGCCAUGCCCCGAUGAUGAUAGCUCAAUUCCCAAGCAGACAUUUAAUUUUCGUUCCAUUAGUGAAAUUGAGAGUGUGGAAAGCAACAGCAUUGUGGAUGUGAUUGGUGUGGUGACUUCUAUAGGUCCUACAGCUUCAAUCAUGAGAAAAAAUGGCACUGAAACUCAGAAGAGAAGUCUCCAGUUGAAAGACAUGUCUGGAAGAAGUGUUGAGCUGACUUUAUGGGGAAAUUUUUGCAAUGUAGAUGGGCAAAGGUUGCAAAAUAUCUGUGACUCCGGGGCAUUUCCAGUUUUGGCCACAAAAGGUGUUAGAGUGAAUGAUUUCAAUGGGAAGUCAGUUGGGACUAUAAGCACUAGCCAGCUAUUUGUAGAGCCUGAUUUUCCUGAGGCUUACACACUGAAAAGAUGGUUUGAAAAUGAAGGGAAGAAUGUCCCAACGCUCUCUAUUUCCAGGGAAACAUCUAGUUUUGGUAAAACUGAUGUGCGGAAGACUAUAUCUCAAAUUAAAGAUGAGAAGUUAGGGACUUCCGAAAAGCCUGAUUGGAUAUCUGUUUGUGCAAAUGUUUCAUUCAUUAAGGUUGAUAACUUCUGUUACCCCGGAUGUCCUAUCAUGAUAGGGGAUAGGCAAUGUAACAAAAAGGUGAUUAAUAAUGGGGAUGGGAAAUGGCAUUGCGAUAGGUGUAAUCAGUCUAUUGAAGCUUGUGACUAUAGGUACAUACUGUCAUUGCAGAUACAGGAUCACACUGGCCUAACAUGGGUUACUGCUUUCCAGGAGAGUGGUGAGGAGAUCAUGGGUAUUCCUGCAAAGGAUUUGUAUCAUCUGAAGUAUGAAGAGCAAGAUGACGAAAAAUUUGCUGAAAUCAUCCAUAAGGUUCUCUUCACCAAGUAUGUGUUCAAGUUAAAAAUAAAAGAGGAGACAUUCAGCGAUGAACAACGUGUUAAAUCAACUGUAGUAAAAGCAGAUAAAGUAAACUUUGCGUCUGAAUCUAAUUUUCUUUUGGAUUUGAUUGAUAAAAUCAACACUGACAAAUCACAAUGUACCACCUUUCCUAACUCUCUAACCAAUAAUACUGGACUGGGGAGCGUUGAAUCUGUGCAAUUUAAGCCACCACCUUAUAAUCCUAUAAAGAGCAGCACUGAUACCAGUAGAGAUUAUGGCAUGCCAGCAAAUCAAGUGGGUCAGUAUGGAAACCAAUAUAACAAUUUUUCUUCAGCAGGUGCUCCUAGUUCAUAUUCUUCAUCAUGUACCAACUGUGGAGGCUCUGGCCAUAGCUCUGUACUUUGCCCAAAUGUUAGAAAUGUACCUGGACAGUAUGCUGGAGGAGGCUUUUCCAACAGGUCUUCUGCAGGAUCUGGUGGUGGUGGUGGUGCUGGUGAAUGCUUUAAGUGCCAUCAACCUGGCCACUGGGCAAGAGACUGUCCUGGUUUCAGUGCAGCACCUCCAGCAUAUGGAGGCACUAAUGUAAUGCAAGGGAGAUACGGGAUCGCUCAAAAUCAACAUUUUGGAGGACAUUGAAAUUUGUCCAACCCAUAUUUUGAGCUUUUUAGAGUUUAUUUUCAUUUUGUUUUCAAGCAUAUCAUGUCCAUGUCUUAAAUAUAUAAGCAGUUUCGUGUUCACUGUCAACUCUGUAUAUACAGGACAUAAUUAUGUAGUAUUGGUGCGACGUUUCUGGAUGAUGUUGACACGAUGCACAGAUAUUUUGAAACGCUUGCUCGUUCAUCAUGUUAAAAGAUUUAUCGUAACCGUUUCGGUGAGACAAAGGAUUUUUUUUUCUUUAUUA
Cajanus cajan (pigeon pea) is the source of this 3060-nucleotide messenger RNA. Its product is annotated as Replication factor-A protein 1-like protein. NCBI's taxonomy places the organism in Eukaryota, Viridiplantae, Streptophyta, Magnoliopsida, Fabales, Fabaceae. Gene Ontology annotation, biological process: meiotic cell cycle; double-strand break repair via homologous recombination; nucleotide-excision repair. Gene Ontology annotation, cellular component: DNA replication factor A complex; nucleus. The record is from RefSeq and is a predicted model, not a curated record. Gene Ontology annotation, molecular function: zinc ion binding; damaged DNA binding; single-stranded telomeric DNA binding.